AUGGCGGGCCUGGACAGCGGCCCGACCGUUCCCGUGUGGCUAGCCGAGGACGACCUGGGCUGCAUCAUCUGUCAAGGGCUGCUCGCUUGGCCCGUCACGUUGCCCUGCGGCCACAGCUUCUGCCGAGGCUGCUUGAAGGGCCUGUGGCGCGCGGGGCCUUCCUGGUCGUGCCCCACCUGCCGGGAGGGGGACGCGCAGCCCCUGCGACUGCGCAAGAACACGCUGCUGCAGGACCUGGCGGACAAGUACAGCCGGGCGGUGGGCGAGGGGCCGGACCCGGCGGGCGAGGGGCCGGACCCGGCGGGCGAAACCGCGAGCCCCGCCCCCGGCCCCGCCCCCCAGCCCCCGCGCCGCGCCGCGCAGCAGCCGGUGGUGGCAUCGAAGAACGUCACAGAAGUAGGUCAAGAGCUGGCAAACCUGGUGGAACAGCUUGUAGACAUUGUCAGGAGCCUUCAGAAUCAGAGACAGCUCCCAGAAUCUGGACCAGACAAUAAACUGAACGUCCCAGGCACGGUGGACCAUUCCUUAGCUUCUCCGAAGCUAGUGACUUCCAACACACCUGAGCAAAAAAUGAGAGACAUUUUGCGUGACCUAGAAGAUAUCCAGGGGAAAUUACAAGAAAAGUUCACAGGUAAAGAGCGCCUUGAAGGACAAAGGCAGGUUAAAACCCCGGAAAGCCAGGCUUCCUCCUCAUGCCCACUGACUGGCCGGAGCUGCCUCGCAUCCUGGCUUGUUCAGCGGGCCAUCAGUCCAACCUUUGACCUGAGGAGCCUCUGCUGUAGCCUGGAGGUGUCCGAGGACUGCCGGAAGGUGACUGUAUCUCACUUCCCACAACUUUAUGAUUGGAGCUGUGACAGGUUUACAACCUGCCAGGUCUUCUGUUCCCAGGCCUUCUCUUCCGGGCAGCAGUACUGGGAAGUGGACACUCAGCAUUGCAGUCACUGGGCAGUUGGCGUGGCUUCCUGGGCGAUGAGUCGCAACCAGACCCUGGGAAGGACCAGGGACUCCUGGUGUCUGGAGUGGAAGGGAACGAGCCAGCUCUCUGUGUGGCACAUGGUCAAGGAGACUGUCCUUGGCGCAGAAAAACCUAAGGUGGUGGGCAUCUUUCUGGACCUGGACCAGGGGAAGCUUGCCUUCUAUUCCGUGGCUGAUCAAGAGAAGCUUCUGUGGGAGUGCCCCAUCUCUGCCCCCUUGCCCCUGCACCCUGCCUUCUGGCUCUAUGGUUUAAAUCCCGGAAACUCUCUGACUAUAAGGCCAGUAAGGGCGUAAAGGUUAAAGCGCAGCCGUUUCCCAUCCUCUCUCUCUGCCUUCAAGCAGGGUAGAAGCUUGACAGGAAUCCCAUUCUAAGGGGUGUGCAGUAAUUAACUCUGUAGGUUUGGGACGUUCAAAUUCUGCACAUUAAAGAAAGGAAGGGCCCUUGAUUGCUCCUGGGAGGAAAUCUCUAAUCCCUUGGAAUAUAUGGCCUGAUAAGAGUGUCAUUUACCUGGGCGCCCUAGGCCAGGAGGUAUCACCAGCUUGGCUUCUGGGGAGGCUGGAGGCCAAGGUCAGCCACCUGACCGGCGAGGCCUGUCUGCCCGACUGACUUCCUCCACUCAAAGCCCUGGAUGCCAAGGCUUGGGUGAGUGUCCCUGGUUGACAGUACUCCUUGCACGUUGUCACACACGGUUGCUGGGAGAGUGAAGCAUUGUUGCUGUGACUUCACUGGGAGAGGAUUUGGGUGUCUCCUGGCUCCUGCACUAGGUGCCGUUUUUUUUUCCCCCUGCUGAUUUUAAUAUGUAUCUUUUCAUUGUAACCAAGCACAUACAAACUGUAACCAAGCACAUAACGUGUUGCUGAGUUCUAGUGAAUCACGGAAACUGAGAGUGGUUUUAGGGACCCCCCGAACACAGGGGCAUGUUAUGAAUCUCUGUAAUAAUGUUUGCACAAAUAUAGUGAUUUCAAACAACAUGCAUUCAUUGU
This is a messenger RNA of Pteronotus mesoamericanus, 1959 nucleotides long. It is a transcript of the gene RNF135, whose product is annotated as ring finger protein 135. Gene Ontology annotation, biological process: regulation of innate immune response. The record is from RefSeq and is a predicted model, not a curated record. The coding region runs from base 1 to 1269 and encodes 422 amino acids. Gene Ontology annotation, cellular component: cytoplasm. Gene Ontology annotation, molecular function: metal ion binding; ubiquitin-protein transferase activity; ribonucleoprotein complex binding. The transcript is spliced from 5 exons. NCBI's taxonomy places the organism in Eukaryota, Metazoa, Chordata, Mammalia, Chiroptera, Mormoopidae.